UGGUGGACGCACAUUCCUAAACCGCGAUCAGUUGCGGUCUUAUUUUUUUCUCUAGUGAGUGGUGUGAGUGACGAAAAUGCGGAGGUUUAUUGCAGUGGGACAAGCCUUAGCACUAUGCUGCCUUAUGAUUGGAUCUGAUGCCUUAAGAACCAAACGAGAACCUCCGGUAUCAGGCAGUUACCUACCUCCAUCGGGAGGCUCAAACGGCGGAUUUGGAGGAGGAUUCGGAGGUGGCGGUAGCUUUGGAGGAGGCAACGGCUUUGGAGGCGGCAGCAGCAAUGGAGGAGGUUACAGCGCACCAUCCAGCUCAUACGGAGCACCAUCUGGUGGAUUUGGAGGCGGUGGUGGAUCCAGCAACGGCGGCGGGGGCUUCGGUGGUAGUAUUUCCUCUAGCUAUGGGGCACCAGCUGCUCCAUCACCAAGUUACGGAGCACCAUCCGCACCUAGCUCAAGCUAUGGUGCUCCAGCAGCACCUUCCUCCAGCUACGGAGCUCCUGCAGCAGCACCAUCUUCAAGCUAUGGAGCACCGUCAGCUCCAUCGCCAAGUUAUGGGGCUCCAUCUGCUCCCUCAUCUAGCUACGGUGCUCCAGCAGCUGCUCCAUCAUCAAGCUAUGGUGCUCCCUCUGGAGGAUCUGGAGGAUUCGGUGGUGGACGCGGUACUUCUUCAAACUACUUGCCUCCGUCUACCAGCUAUGGUACCCCAGUAGGACCACCAAGGCCGGUUAGCAGACGUCCAUCCUCAUCAUACGGAGCUCCGUCCAGGCCAUCUAGCUCAUAUGGUGCCCCAUCUAGGCCAUCAAACGGAAACGGAGGUCCAUCCAGACCGGCUUCUAGACCAUCUUCCUCAUAUGGAGCACCCUCAAGGCCUUCCAGUUCAUAUGGUGCACCAUCUAGACCAUCAUCUUCAUACGGAGCCCCAGCGCCAUCCAGCUCUUAUGGAGCGCCCGCACCAUCGAGCUCUUAUGGAGCCCCAGCACCUUCUAGCUCAUAUGGAGCACCUGCUGCAGCUCCCUCAUCUAGCUAUGGAGCUCCGGCCCCAUCCAGCUCUUAUGGAGCCCCAGCUGCAGCUCCUUCUAGCUCUUAUGGAGCCCCAGCUGCAGCUCCUUCUAGCUCUUAUGGAGCCCCAGCUGCAGCUCCUUCUAGCUCUUAUGGAGCACCUGCUGCUGCACCGUCAUCAAGUUAUGGUGCUCCAGCUGCAGCUCCUUCUAGUUCAUAUGGAGCACCUGCCGCAGCACCGUCAUCAAGCUAUGGAGCUCCUUCAAACGGAGGAUCCAGUGCACCCUCAAGCAGCUAUGGAGCCCCAUCUAGCAGGGGAUCGUCUGGCGGAUACAGCUCUGGUGGGUCAAAUGGAUUCAGCGCACCUUCAAGCAGCUAUGGAGCACCAUCCAACGGAGGAUCCAACGGAUACAGUUCAGGAGGGUCCAAUGGAUACAGUUCAGGAGGAUCCAACGGAUAUAGUUCAGGAGGAUCCAACGGAUACAGUUCUGGAGGAGCCAACGGAUACAGUUCAGGAGGAUCCAAUGGAUACAGUUCAGGAGGACCCAACGGAAACGGUUCAGGAGGAUCCAACGGAUACAGUUCAGGAGGAGCCAACGGAUACAGUUCAGGAGGAUCCAAUGGAUACAGUUCAGGAGGACCCAACGGAAACGGUUCAGGAGGAUCCAACGGAUAUAGUUCGGGUGGUGGACAGGGCUAUGCUAGCAACGGUGGAUACUCAUACUAAUAAAUAAAUGGAAAUAAGAGGAGUUGAGAAGAACAAACGUGAAACUGUAUAUACUUUAUUUAUUUGUAGUACUUCUCAGUAUUAAUGUGACCGUCAUGUAGAUUUGUUUGAGUGGAAAUACAGUUUUAUAAUUUUUUACGUGUUGCGUUUUCUUGAACUCAACUCAUAAUUUAAAAGGACAAAUCGAU
Messenger RNA from Acanthoscelides obtectus, 1911 nucleotides. The record is from the annotation of a GenBank genome assembly. NCBI's taxonomy places the organism in Eukaryota, Metazoa, Arthropoda, Insecta, Coleoptera, Chrysomelidae.